UCAAACACAGAGCGUCGCUUUGAUGAGAUUAUUUUUAAGUCUGGGAGAAGAAGAAGCAGUAUGAUGAUGUGGACACUUGGUCUUCAGCUGGUUGUGGUUGGUGUUUUCCUACAGAUGCCAGGUUGCUUCCCAUCAUGCCUCAUUGAAGGCUCAGUUGCCCUCUGUGGUUUUAAAAACCUCCACUCGGUUCCUCCUCUUCCACCUCACAUCACCCAUUUGUUCCUGGAGAACAAUCGGAUCGGUGAGAUCAACGCCACCUCGCUGUCCGGCUUGGAGAACCUGCAGGAACUGGAUCUUGGGAAUCAGAAGGUGCCACUUGUCAUCCAGAGCAAUGCCUUCCUCAGGCAGAGUCGCCUUCGGAGGCUGGUGCUCGGGUUAAACCCUCGUCUUCAACUGGAACCGCUGGCCUUCGCUGGGCUGUCCAAUCUCCAGAAGCUCCACUUGGAUUACUGUUCGCUAAACGAGUCCAUUCUGACAGGAAAUUAUCUAGCACCACUGUCAUCUUUGCAGACUCUAAAUCUCUACGGGAACCAUAUUAAGAGACUCCGUCCUUCACCGUUCUUUGCGAAUAUGACUGAUUUGGCUAACUUGAAUCUGGAGCUGAACAAAAUUGAUGAAAUAUGUGAGUCUGAUCUUGUUAGUUUCAAAGGAAAGCACUUCACACUUUUUAGCCUUAAAGGUGUCUACCUGAGGAACAUGUUGAAUAAGAGUUUCGACUGGCAGAAAUGUGGGAAUCCGUUCAGGCGAGUAUCUUUCCAGACUCUCGAUUUGUCCUACAGUGGACUCAGUGUGGAUAAAUUAAGACUAUUUUUCAGAGCCAUUAGUGGAACAAACAUAUCCCAACUUAAAGUCUCUGGACACAUAGGAAAAGGAUUGUCUUUCAAUAAUCUCCCAGAUCCAGACCUCGACUUUUUUGAAGGCUUGAAAAACAGUUCAGUCCGCUUUCUGGAUUUGUCCAAGAACAGAAUAUUUGCAUUGCAUCAGAGGGUUUUCACUCCACUCACAGAAGUCACAGCUAUUGAUCUUUCUCAAAACAAAGUGAAUCAGAUACACAGAAUGGCCUUUGAAGGCCUUCAGGGUAAUUUAAAAACGCUCAACUUGUCACACAAUCUGCUUGGGGAAAUCCUUUCUCACACCUUUGCCUCUCUGACGAACCUGGAAAUUUUAGAUUUAUCUCACAAUCACAUUGGCGUUUUGGGUUACGACUCAUUUAGUGGACUUCCAAACUUGAGAGUCCUAAAUUUAACAGAUAACUCCUUGCAGGAAUUAGGUUUUCCUGCAGCCUUACCAAAUUUAGAAAUCCUUAAUCUGAACAGCAACAAGCUGACAUCCUCAUCGGUGAACACCAUCACUCGGUUUGCCCAUAACGUUUCCUCUCUGAGCAUUCAGAACAACAGAUUAACACAGAUUUAUUCAUUUCUGGAUCAGAUGAAACGCCUCAAACUGCUUCUUUACGGGGGAAACACAAUUAAGUGGUGCACCCUCAGGAGGCGCGUCGCUCCAUUUAACAUUAAAGUUUUGGAUCUGCAUGGGAGCUCUUUGCAGUCUAUCUGGGGUCAGGGCAAAUGCCUGGAUCUGUUCGGCAAAUUUCAAAAUGUGACCAGUCUCAACUUGAGCUCCAACAGUCUGAGAUCUCUUCCUCAAGGCAUCUUUAAGGGCCUUUUCUCAGUUGAAACGAUGGACCUCUCAUCCAACACCCUCACAUAUCUCCAACCUGACGUUCUACCUAAAAGUCUGAAAUCCCUCUAUCUCUCCGACAACUUCAUUGCCUCCCCAGAUCCAAUCGCUUUCAGCUCCCUCAGGUUCUUAGACUUGUCCAACAACAGAUUUUACUGCAGUAAUGAUCUGCAGAGCUUCUUGACAUGGAUGAAACAGACGAACAUAACGUUUUUGAGCCCAAUAGAGGAGUUCAGGUGUGAAUUUCCGGCUGGUUUCUAUAACAUACCGCUGUUAGAUUACACUGGUCACCUACCAAAACACUUGAGAGCUACCAAAAAGGAUAAUUAAUUAAUUAAUCCAAAAUUGACAGAUUUAAUGAUAAUUUGAUUUUCUUAACAUUUGUUGUUCUCCUUUAUCAAGAAGGACGACUAUUUUUCCAUAACAUAAAGGGGAAAAAAUUAAUCAAAUGCUGAAUAAAAACAACCCCUGAUAAAUUACAUUUUAACAUUA
Poecilia latipinna (sailfin molly) is the source of this 2169-nucleotide messenger RNA. Its product is annotated as toll-like receptor 5. The transcript is spliced from 2 exons. NCBI's taxonomy places the organism in Eukaryota, Metazoa, Chordata, Actinopteri, Cyprinodontiformes, Poeciliidae. The coding region runs from base 61 to 2007 and encodes 648 amino acids. Gene Ontology annotation, molecular function: protein binding. The record is from RefSeq and is a predicted model, not a curated record.